Molecule: messenger RNA, 1866 nt
Organism: Penicillium canariense
Lineage: Eukaryota; Fungi; Ascomycota; Eurotiomycetes; Eurotiales; Aspergillaceae
Product: NRPS-like protein biosynthetic cluster
Exons: 9
Coding region: 1-1866 (621 amino acids)
Source: RefSeq, a predicted model, not a curated record
AUGGCGAACCACGAGGACAAUGUGAAAGCUAUCAUCGCACAAAAAUUUGAUGUGCCCAUCCAUGAGGUGACAGCCGACACCAAACUUAAGGACGGCCUGGCUACAGACGACCUUAAAAAGACACAGAUAUUAACGGCCCUCAGUGAGAGGUUUGAUAUAUACGUCGCGGACGAGGAUAUGAACGAUUUUACCACGACUAACGUCAGGUUGUAUAUUAAAGCUCAGGAUGUCAUUGACUACGUUGGAACGAAGCUGUGGUGUCGUGGCACACAGUUUAACUAUUUUCAAAUCCUCGACGGUACCGUCAGGCUGAAACGAAAGCUACAAGCACUCCUCAACGAGUAUACACUAGACACCCCGGGUGGCUUCUAUAUUGCUCUGUUGGCCCCGAAUGGAUAUGAAUUUAUCAUAGGGGUUCUUGCUGUUCUGGCAAUCGGUGGAAUAGUCGUACCGAUGCCAACAGGCGCACUCCCUGCGGAAGCAUCGUACAUUCUUACGCAAUGUGAUGCAAAAUACCUCCUUGCCACCUCCGAGCUGGCCAGCCUCGCUGCAAAAAUCAAAGAUGAAGUCAACAUCCCUGCUCUUAUUAUUGAAGAGGCCAGCGCAACUGCGGACGAUAAUAUACUUCCAUUGGCAAGCUAUCACCUGGACUCGGCCCUCGCAGUGUCAGAAGAAACACCAAGUAUACUAUUGUUCACAUCAGGAACAACCGGCCCUCCAAAGGGUGUCCUACACGCCCGCCGGACAAUAAACAAAUACGCCCGACAGGAAGAAGCAAUCGAGCCAAAUGACGAGCUCUGCAUCAUACCACGCGGUGCCUUUUGGUCAAUCUAUUUCACAAAACUAUUCCAGAUGCUACUGACAGGUAUCCGUGUCGAGGUCCAUAAUUUCGGGCGAAACUAUAACCUAAUCUGGGAGAGGCUGCGGGAGCAAACGGCUACCAAAAUCGUGCUGUCUCCGACUUUUUGGUAUGGGAUGAUGACUUAUUUCCAGACCCAUAUUUCCGUCAAGUUUCCCCGGGAUGUUGUUGAUGAGUACGUAAAGGGGGCACAGUACCUGCGCGAUACAUGCGCAACAGGUGCUAUGGCUUCGGGCCGUAUCAAGAAGUUCUGGCGAGAGAUGUGUGGAGGUCUACCGCUUAAGCAAUUGUAUGGCUCUACGGAGACGCAGGAGAUAUCUGUCAGCGAUGGAGAAGUGGGGAGUCUAGAGGAUGACUUGGGAACUCCCCUCCCGAAUGUGAUUAUGAAGCUAUCUGAAGGCGACGAAGGAGAGGUCCUUGUCAAGACACCCUCUCUGUUCAUCGGUUACUUGAACUCUCCUGACGCAACGGCAAAACGGUUUGAUUCCGCAGGAUUUUUCAAGACUGGGGAUCUGGCCAUCCUCCAAGAUGGACGGUAUAUCUUCAAAGGAAGAGCAAACAUGGAUCUUUUCAAAUUUUACACCUACAAAGUUCCCCGAGGAAAUGUUGAGGCUGCUCUAAGCGCACUGCCGUAUGUCUCGGAGGCAUAUAUCAUGCCCGUGGCUGAUCCACAGUGUGACACACGGACAGCGGCCCUUGUGCGCUUUUGUGAGAAUGACGAUUAUCCUGAUCGUAAGAAGUUUGAUUUGCAGUCUAUCCGAGACGACCUGGCCACCGAUAUGGGCCUCCCUGCGUACCAAUUGCCAACUGUGCUGAGGGUCUUAAGGGAACACGAGUCGGUUCCUCGGACGUGGUCGGAUAAGACUGCCAUGGUGAAAGCGAUUAAAGUAUUUUUCCCGCUCGACAGCGAGAACAGAAUUUGCGGUGAGCAGACUGAGAUUCUGGAUGUAAGUGAUUUCAUGAAGAUGCAGACCACAAAGUUGUGGGAGUUGUCGGGGAUGCGGUAG